Messenger RNA from Sphaeramia orbicularis (orbiculate cardinalfish), 2893 nucleotides. RefSeq names its product probable phospholipid-transporting ATPase VD. The transcript has 13 exons. The coding region runs from base 299 to 2881 and encodes 860 amino acids. Gene Ontology annotation, biological process: phospholipid translocation. Lineage: Eukaryota; Metazoa; Chordata; Actinopteri; Kurtiformes; Apogonidae. Gene Ontology annotation, cellular component: plasma membrane. The record is from RefSeq and is a predicted model, not a curated record. Gene Ontology annotation, molecular function: ATP hydrolysis activity; ATP binding; ATPase-coupled intramembrane lipid carrier activity.
CGCGCUGCCGUCGGUCGGAUGAACGUUCCCGGUGUGUACUUCAGACACAGCUGAGUUCUACACUUGAAAGGCUUUUGUUUGGACCCGUGACACAAACAGGAUGUUUUUAGAAGUGGACUCCUCCUGUAGUUCGAACUUUAAAGAACAAAAGUAAAAAAAAUAAAAACAGGAAGUGGAUCCGACAAAGAGCUGAGAGAGAAGAAGAAGAAGAAGGGCACGAGGACCCGGAAGAGCAGCAUGUGAAUGCAGGUCAAAGGUCGACAUCCUGGUGAGCGUCCUGGUGGGGGGGGGUCUGCAGAUGGAGCGCUUCCACUGGGUUCGUCACCGCUGCAGGCGGAUGCUGACGGCGGGCGGCGGUAGAGGGCGCUACGCCGCCGCCGAUACUCCACCUGAGAAAAGCUCGCCACGAAGACACGGAGUGAAGAGGAGGAGAGUGUGGGCCCGCUACGGACCCCAGACCCAAGAGUACGAGUCCACCUGCAGAAGAUACAAAGGAAACACCAUCCGCACCACCAAGUACAGCCUGCUGACGUUCAUCCCCAUGAACCUGUUCCAGCAGUUCCACAGGGCUGCUAACCUCUACUUCCUGUUCCUGGCCUUACUCAACUGGGUUCCUGUGGUGGAGGCCUUUCAGAAGGAGAUCACCAUGAUCCCUCUGCUGGUGGUUCUGACCGUUAUCGCCAUCAAAGACGCCUUAGAAGACUACAGACGCUACCUGUUCGACAAGAAGGUCAACAACAACACAGCACAAGUCUACUGCGGGACACAGAGGACAUAUGUGGAGCGCUGUUGGAAGGACGUGUGUGUUGGAGACUUUGUCCGUCUGUCCUGUAAUGAGAUCAUUCCUGCAGACAUGCUGCUGCUCUACUCCUCAGACCCUCGGAGGGUCUGUUACAUAGAAACUGCCAACCUGGACGGAGAAACCAACCUGAAGCAGAAACAGGUGGUGUCCAACCUGCCACUGCAGGACGCUGACUUCACUCCUGAAAACUUCCACAGUCACAUCGAGUGUGAAAACCCCAACAACGACCUCUGCAGGUUCAGAGGGUACAUGGAACAUCCCGGUGGUCUUCGGGUCGGUCUCCACAACGGGAACCUCCUCCUGAGGAGCUGCACCAUCCGGAACACUGAGACUGUGGUGGGCAUCGUGGUCUACGCCGGUCAUGAAACUAAAGCCAUGAUGAACAACAGCGGUCCCAGAUACAAACGCAGUCGACUGGAGCGUCGACUGAACACAGAUGUGCUGUGGUGUGUUCUGCUGCUGGUACUAAUGUGUCUGACUGCAGCUGUAGGACAUGGUCUGUGGCUGAAACACCACCCUAACCCCAUGUUCCAGGUGGAUGCAGACACGUCUCCGGCUCUGGCUGGAUUCUACGUCUUCUGGACCAUGAUCAUCGUCCUUCAGGUCCUCAUUCCCAUCUCUCUCUACGUGUCCAUUGAGAUCGUCAAACUGGGUCAGAUCUACUUCAUCCACCAGGACCUGGACCUGUUCCACCAGCAGACCGACUCCAGGAUCCAGUGUCGGGCCCUGAACAUUACAGAGGACCUGGGGCAGGUCCAGUACCUGUUCUCUGAUAAGACUGGAACCCUGACUGAGAACCAGAUGGUGUUCCGCCGCUGCAGCAUCUACGGAGUGGAAUAUCCACAUGAGGACAACGCUCGUCGGCUGCAGAUGUACCAGCAGAAGGACGACGCUGCAGGUCGCUCCGUCACUCUUCGGUCCGGCUGCAGCAGAAAGUCUCUGAGCUGUCGUUCUCUGAGCUGUAACCGCAGUUCAGUGUCUCUGAACACGUUAACGGCCGAGUCCGAGGACGAGGACGAUCCACUGUCCACGCACAGUGUCCACCAGUGGACGUCCACCUGCAGCAGCAUGGCUAAGGACGUGGUUCCAGACCCAGAGCUGGUCCGUAAACUGGGCUGGCUCUGUUCUCCUGUCCUGUCUCUGGCUGAUGCUUCCUCUGGGGCUCCGUCCACUCUGGAACUCACCUACAUCACAGACUUCUUCCUGGCUCUGACCAUCUGUAACAGUGUGGUGGUGUCAUCACCCAGCCAACCAAGACAUGUGUUGCCUGAAGCCAGGACGCCUCUCAAGUCUCUGGAGGAGAUCAAGCAGAUGUUCCAGCGCUUCAGCUUCUCCCCGCUGUCGGCCCUGUCCACGCUGACCCCCCCUCAGAUCAAAGGCAGCCCCCACAGCUUCACCAGCCGCCUCUUUGCACGAGGCAAGACCGGAUCCUUCACCUUCUCCCUACCCCCCAACAGCAGCGGUAACACCGGUGCUUCAGAACCGGCUUCAGAUCCGGGCCCAGAGGGGGGCCCGGAGGCCACACCGAACCAAGUGGAGGCUGAGAACCUGGAGGACGCAGACACAAAGGGGGGGGCCGGGGGUGCAAACGCAGACCGGACCGGGCCGGGUGCGGAGGACUCGGCCGCAGACGGCGAAGGCGACUCCGACGACACUCUGCUGUACGAGGCCGAGAGUCCGGACGAGGCGGCGCUGGUCCACGCCGCCCGGGCCUACCAGUGCACCCUGCGGGGGCGCUCUGCGGAGAGCCUCCUGGUGGAUCUGCCGGGGAUCGGAUCUCUGACCGUCCAGCUGCUCCACGUCCUGCCCUUCGACUCCAACAGGAAGAGGAUGUCUGUGGUGGUCCGCCACCCUCUGACCGGACAGGUGGUGGUCUACACCAAAGGAGCCGACUCCGUCAUCAUGGACCUGACCGCAGCAUCCAAAGGUGCUGAGCAGGCUCAGGACCUGUACCAUCACAUCAGAGAACAGACCCAGAAACAUUUAGACGGAUACGCCACAGAAGGUCUGCGCACUCUGUGCAUCGCUAAAAAGGUAAAAACCUCAGGAAACAGUCUGAUAUUCCUGACAGUAAAAUGAGUGACAGCCCUG